UUCACUGAGUUCCCUCGCCUCUUUCUACACCAAUUUUCUCCUUCUCUCACUCUCUCGCCGCCGUUCUCCGCUCUCACGCCGCCGGCGCCGUUAGUACUGCUCUAUCGACUUGUCCACCCUCUCCCGCCAAGCUCUUUCGUCCUCAAUAUUGUCUCUUCACACUACACACAGCCUUAGAGGAUGAAUAUGGAUAUAGACGCUGAAGAGGCAACAAAGCGGGUACAUGUCCGGUUUGUGACGAAGCUGAAGCCUCCGUUCAAAGCUCCGCCUACUUCCAUAGCCAUCCCGUCCAACCUCACCCGCUUGGGCCUCUCUGCCGUCGUCAACAACCUUCUCAAAGCUGGGGAUGAUGAUUGGAAACCUGAGCCUUUUGAUUUUCUCAUUGGUGGAGAAUUAAUUAGGAUGUCACUUGAGGAGUUCCUCCUUGCGAAGAAAAUUUCUGCUGAAAAGAUAUUAGAUAUUGAAUACAUUAAGGCAGUAGCUCCAAGGAGAGAAGAAGAGCCUUCUUUGCACGAUGAUUGGGUCAGUGCUGUUGAUGGUUCAAAUUCCAAGUUCAUUGUAACAGGAUGUUAUGAUGGUGUAGGAAGGUUAUGGAAAGAAGCUGGAUCUUGUACUCAUGUAUUGAAGGGGCAUACUAAUGCAGUGACUUCUGUUUGUGUUAUCAACCCAAAAGGUGUUGUAGAUGGUGGUGAUGAACUGGUGGCGACUGCUUCAAAAGAUAGAACUGUAAGGUUUUGGAAGAUUGAUGCUGAUGAGAUCCUGGAACAACCAAAGAGCAUUAGAGCCUAUAAAAUUUUACGUGGACACAAUGCUUCUGUCCAGAGCAUUGCUGCACAGCCCUCUGGAGAAAUGGUGUGUUCAGGUUCCUGGGAUUGCACGAUCAAUUUGUGGCAGGCAAAUGAUUCAGAUGCAGUUAGUGAAACAGUAUCCAUUAAAAAAAGGAAAAGAGGGAAAAAAGAGGAAAAAGACGAUGAUCCUCAAACAGAGGGGGAGGCAGUAUCUACACUCAUUGGGCAUACACAAUGCGUAUCUUCUGUUGUCUGGCCAAAAAAUGAAACAAUUUAUUCAUCAUCCUGGGAUCGAUCUAUUAGAAGUUGGGAUGUUGAGACAGGCAAAGAUAUAGUGAACAUGUUUUCUGGGAAAGCCAUUAACUGUCUUGAUGUUGGAGGCGAAAGUUCUGCCCUCGUUGCUGCUGGUGGUUCUGAUCCUAUAUUGAGGAUAUGGGACCCUCGGAAACCAGAUUCCUUGGCACCUAUCUUCCAGUUCUCGUCACACAGUUCCUGGAUAUCUGCCUGCAAAUGGCAUGAUAAAUCAUGGUUUCACUUGGUUUCUGCAUCCUACGAUGGAAAAGUUAUGUUAUGGGAUUUGAGAACAGCGUGGCCACUUACUGUCAUUGACUCACACAAGGACAAGGUAUUAUGUACUGCCUGGUGGAGAGGUGAUAGCAUUAUAAGUGGUGGAGCUGACUCGAAGCUUUGCAUAUCUUCAGAACUUUCAGUGCAGUAACAGCGUUCAUUCAGAUACACGCAAGAUGCAACUUUGCUUUUCAUUGGCACUCAAAAAUUGAUGUUAUGCUGUUGCAUUGUAUACUGUAUUCGUUCAAAUUUUGAUAAGGAUAUAAUUGAUCAGUAAGGCAGUAAGGUACUUGAAAAAUUCAUUAGUGUUUUGUUAUAUACUAAUUUAUAUUAUUUUAGUUCAUUGCCCGGAUUUGUACACCCGAAUGGGAAAUAUGUUGAACAGAGGCAGAGCUAUUUUCUGUUGAGGAUAGCUUUGCAGUAAUAUGAAUUUCAGAGAUUUUGAUUUGAUGAAUCAAAUUCACCACUGCAUCUCUGCA
Messenger RNA from Ipomoea triloba (trilobed morning glory), 1834 nucleotides. Its product is annotated as ribosome biogenesis protein WDR12 homolog. NCBI's taxonomy places the organism in Eukaryota, Viridiplantae, Streptophyta, Magnoliopsida, Solanales, Convolvulaceae. Gene Ontology annotation, cellular component: preribosome, large subunit precursor. Gene Ontology annotation, molecular function: protein binding. The transcript has 14 exons. The record is from RefSeq and is a predicted model, not a curated record. Bases 181 to 1506 code for a protein of 441 amino acids. Gene Ontology annotation, biological process: ribosome biogenesis.